AUGGGUGCAAAAUGUACGUCAAUCACAAUACCUCAGAGUGUAAAAGUUAUUGGGACAUAUGCAUUUGCUGUUACAUUGAAUCUUAAACAAAUUACAUUGCCUCCGAACAUAACAACAGUUUCCAUGGGAUGUUUCACUUAUUCAGGUUUAACAUCAAUUGAUAUCCCAGAAAAAGUAACAAAAAUUGAAACAGAUGCAUUUGCUGGAUGUGGUUCAUUGAAAUCAAUUCUUCUCCCAGGAAAUUUGAAUGAAGUCGGAGGAAAUGCGUUUCCUCCAAAUCCAAAUAUUAAUUUUACUUUUAAAGGUGAUUCUCAAAUAAAGAUUGAUAGUCAAAUGUUGAUUAUGGCCAAAGAUAAUUCGUCAAUAUCUUUACUACUUGAUCCAUCAGCAACAUCAAUUAAAAUCCCAAGUCAAGUUAAACGAAUAAAAUCAUCAUCUUUUAAGAAUAAGAAGAGUCUAAUUUCUAUUAUUUGCGAUGGAACAUCUGAAUUAGAAGUUAUUGAAAACGGUGCAUUUUCAUAUUGUACUAGUUUGACAUCAAUUCCUUAUUUCCCAAAGCUCAAAGAAAUAGGAAAAUCUGCAUUUUGUCAAACAAAGCUUUCAUCUCAAUUUAUAUCUCCAGCAAGCUUUGCAUAUCUUGGUAAUAAUGCUUUUUCCGAAGUAAUAACAUUACCAAGUGUUUCAUUUUCAUCAACUGUAAGUAAAUUAACAAUUCAAGAUUCUGCAUUCGAAGGAUAUACAUCUUUGAGAACUGUAUCAUUCGAUGAGUGUACAUGUGAUAUUUUCAUCGGACAAAAUGUUUUCUCGGGAUGUACAUCUCUCGCGACAUUCAAUGUCAUCAAUCGUAUCAAAUCGAUUGACUCCGGAAGUUUCAUGAACAGCGGACUUAUCACUAUCACAUUCGAAGGGAGCAAAACAUCGUUCGACACACUUCCAUCCAUGCUUUUUAAGGGAUGUUCAAAUCUUAACGAGGUCAGCAUCCCGAACAACAUCAUCUCUAUCGGUAGCGAGUGCUUCAGUGGAACAUCUAUCACACGUGCCAGUCUUCCAGACAGCGUCGAAUCUCUUUAUUCAGAGUGCUUCAAGGGCUGCACUAAUCUUGAGCGUGUCGACAUCUUUUCUAGUUGCAAUCUUUCAAAGGUAUUCCCAGGAAUCUUCGAAGGCUGCACAUCUCUGUCAUACAUCAGCGACUUCACCAGCGAAAACCUUGUUUGUCACAACAGCACUAUCUACAGCAAAGAUUUCAGCCGCGUUUACCUGCACGCUCCUGCGUGCCGAGACAACUACAUCAGCUUCGACCGUCGUCUGAACAGUGUUGCAGACAGCGCAUUCAUCAACAGUGCAUACAUCGAGAUUGUUGUCUUUGUCGACAACAGUGUUAGCAGCAUCGGCCGUCGUGCACUUGAAUCAUGUAUUCGUCUUAAGCAGAUCAGCAUUCCAUCCAGUGUCUCAUCGAUUGGUGACAAUGCAUUCAUUAACUGCAUCAGUCUUAAAUGUGGUGUUCUUUUCCAGAACAAGACACAAAGAUUCGUCGAUAUUCUCACAUCAAGUGGUCUUCCCAAGACAUCUCUUGUCGCAUGUCAAGCAUUCAGCUGCAGACCACAACAGAUACUGAAUAUUCCUAUUCCAACUAUUCUAUUUACUGUUUUUAUUUUAAUGUAA
Molecule: messenger RNA, 1662 nt
Organism: Trichomonas vaginalis G3
Lineage: Eukaryota; Parabasalia; Trichomonadida; Trichomonadidae
Product: regulation of response to stimulus
Exons: 1
Coding region: 1-1662 (553 amino acids)
Source: RefSeq, a predicted model, not a curated record